ACCCAAAAAAAAAAAAAAAAAAACCAACAAAACCCUGUUACCCGGAGUAGUAAUAGCUAUAGCGUACGAGUCUUCACUCUCUGUUUACUCUCAAAUCUCUGUCACCUCCCUCUCUCUCUGUUUCCGUUAACCAUUUUUCGCUUCAGCUUUUUUCAAGCUCCGCUAAAUAUAGCAAAUCUUUUUGCUAAAUCUUAAGACUAGAUUUCAUCAAACUCAGUCUUCACGUUACAGAUAAUAAGCAUAAUCCACUCUAAUUUUCCGCGCACACACACUCUGCUCUCUCUCUCUCUCUCUGUUUUUUUUUUUUUUUUUUUUCUUCACAAUCUGAGAGACCUUGUUGGUUUCUAAGUUUUAGGGUUUGGCUGAGUGUGACUGAAAAAAAAAAAAAAAAAAGAAAAAAAAAAAAAGCAAAAGCUAUGAGGUUGAAGGAGGAAAUGAGUUGUAGAAACGAGGAUGAGAGAGAGGAAUUCUCGGAGCAAAAUUUGAAUCACCAGCCUCUAUUUUUCACUACACCAACGCUAGAGCCUGGGUUUCCUCUACAGGGAAAACCAGUGGUGGUUGGUUACGCUCUUACGUCUAAGAAGACUAAGAGCUUCUUGCAACCCAAGCUUAAAGAUCAGGCUAGGAUUAAGGGGAUAUUCUUUGUUGCUAUUGAUCAAAGCAAGCCACUUUCAGAUCAAGGUCCUUUUGAUGUUGUGAUGCAUAAGCUAUUAGGAAAAGAGUGGCGCCAGAUUAUCGAGGACUAUAGGCAAACACAUCCAGAAGUAACAGUUCUUGAUCCUCCAGAUGCCAUACAGCAUUUACGCAAUCGCCAAUUCAUGCUCCAGGCUGUUGCUGAUCUGAACUUGUCUGACUCUUAUGGCAAAGUUGGUGUUCCCAGGCAAUUGGUUAUCAAGAAAGAUGCAUCAUCCAUCCCUGAUGCAGUUACCAAAUCUGGGCUGAUAUUACCUCUUGUUGCAAAGCCAUUAAUUGCUGAUGGAAGUGCUAAGUCACAUGAAUUAUCACUCGCUUUUGAUCAAAAAUCCCUUCAAAAACUUGAACCUCCACUUGUUCUGCAGGAGUUUGUUAACCACGGAGGUGUUCUCUUUAAGGUAUAUAUUGUUGGUGAAACUAUAAAGGUGGUCAGACGUUUUUCUUUACCUGAUGAUGUCUGCAAAAGGGAGCUCUCCAAAAAUGCAGGUGUCUAUCAUGUUCCAAGGGUUUCUUGUGCUGCAGCUUCAGCAGAUGAUGCAAAUCUGGACCCUCGUGUUGCUGAGCUUCCUCCACGACCUUUGCUCGAGAAACUUGCAAAGGAACUUCGCCAUCGACUGGGUCUACGACUCUUCAACCUGGAUAUUAUCCGAGAGCAUGGUAGCAGAGAUCGUUUCUAUGUCAUUGACAUUAAUUAUUUCCCUGGGUAUGGAAAGAUGCCAGGGUAUGAGCACAUAUUCACAGAUUUCCUUCUGAACCUAGUUCAAGGCAAGUACAAGAAGAGGUCAUGCUAGAAACUGUUGCUGGCUCAAUAAGUAUAUCAUUGCACCUCCAUUAGUAUCUGCAGAAGAAAGUGGCAAUACUGCACAGAAUUGCCAUAUCACCUCAAUAACUCGCUGGUGGACAGGAUUUGGAUCCUCCAUUUCCAAGUGAAAUUGAGUGUCCGUUUAAUGGCUAUGAUUUAAAUUGGAGUAAAUUUAGGGCCUAGAUUGUGAUAACUCAUCUAAAAAGAUAUAACUCUAGUUUAGUUUAACCAUAAUUAAAUUUAACCACACAAUUUAGACCCUAGAUUUACUCCACUUUAAAUCAUGACCCUUAAAAUGGACACGGAGUUUUAUGGCAUUUAGCAUCAAUUUUCUAACAAUUUUUUUAGUUGUCAAGUUUACAAAACUAUGUAGCAAACUAGCAUCUCAAUGCUUACAAACUCGAUUUCAACUAUGAAACUCGAUUCUUAGCCACUCGAGUUCUUUCUCUUCUAUAGAUCCCACAUUCAAGUUCUCUCUCUUCUUCCUGCUUCUUCAGAUCCACUCUCUUUGUUCCUUAAGAUCUUCUCUUCUUCUUCUCCACAUUCCUACUUCUCCGGUUCUUCUUCUUCUUCUUCUUCCUCCAAAUCUACAUUCUCUCUUCUUUUCUUCAUCUUCUUCCUUCAAAUCCACGUUCUUCUCCAAUUCUUCAAAUCCUUCUUGGAACUCAAGUCUUGAAGGCUCGAGUUUUGUCACCAAACUUGAGUCUCAAAGACUCGGGAUGCUAGUUUACAAAAUUAUUUCAAAAACUUGACAACUAACGAAAUUGUUAGAAAAUUGAUUCUAAAUGCCCAAAAAAAAAAACCAAA
Messenger RNA from Quercus robur (English oak), 2302 nucleotides. Its product is annotated as inositol-tetrakisphosphate 1-kinase 3-like. The coding region runs from base 417 to 1484 and encodes 355 amino acids. Gene Ontology annotation, cellular component: cytoplasm. The record is from RefSeq and is a predicted model, not a curated record. Gene Ontology annotation, molecular function: magnesium ion binding; inositol-3,4,5,6-tetrakisphosphate 1-kinase activity; inositol-1,3,4-trisphosphate 5-kinase activity. The transcript has 10 exons. Gene Ontology annotation, biological process: inositol trisphosphate metabolic process. Lineage: Eukaryota; Viridiplantae; Streptophyta; Magnoliopsida; Fagales; Fagaceae.